Messenger RNA from Diplodia corticola, 1737 nucleotides. RefSeq lists its product as uncharacterized. The coding region runs from base 1 to 1737 and encodes 578 amino acids. The record is from RefSeq and is a predicted model, not a curated record. The transcript is spliced from 3 exons. Lineage: Eukaryota; Fungi; Ascomycota; Dothideomycetes; Botryosphaeriales; Botryosphaeriaceae.
AUGGCUGCUGAAUCGCCCGCCUCGGUCGCCACCGCUCGCGGCGGGGAGACAGCUUUCCUCACUCCUCCUUCUACCACCCAGACCUCUCGGAAUUCGCCAGCACCCGCAAAUGCUGCUGCUCCCGCUCGCUACAGACAAGCGACCCGGCUACCCUUCGAGCUCGCCCAUCAUUGCGACCUUCAAGGCUAUAGCCUGCUUACUAGUCUUUUGAGAUCCGGUUCCUCGUCCAGCUCAUCAGAUCGCCCACCUGCACAAAUUCCACCAAUUCAGCUGUUCGAGCUCUCCGCGACCCUUGCUGUCUACCCUGCCAUUACGACCAGGGCAUCAUCGCCCGACCAAAUACACGCUUCCAACGCUGCUGUCAGAUACCUCCGCGACGUGAACCGCGUCAUCGGGCCGGUGAACGCCGGCUUCGCAAACGCUUUUGUCUUCGUCGGAUCUGGUUCAUCGAGAAGCCGUACGUGGAGAAAACGUGGAGCCUUUGGUUCACCAAGGAAUGGCGAUAGCAACAUAGUAGAGGAAGAGAGGCCGAUCAAGUCUGCAGUAGCGAACAAGAAUAGCCUGUGGGCCAAAGCGGACGACUUCUGGCAUGUUUUGGGCUGGGCCUUCAUAUGCUCUGUGAAUCACAAGGAAAGGUGGGAACGAUGGAAGAUCUGGCUAGAGCUGAUGCUCGAGGUCAUGGAGGCCGAUUGGAACGAGCGUAACAGGUUGCAUGAGGAGCAGCUCGGGCGGGAUGGUGUGACAACCGACGAGUUGCUCCAACAGAGCAUCAUCGUGCAGUACCUGGUCACCGCUAACGUGGGCUCGCUGUCUGCUCGGAGAAUGAUGCUCCGUGCUACACUUGCAGAUGGCGGAGUCAAAGCUACCAGUGAGUUCAAAGAGGUCUUCAAAGACGAGCUCUUGGGGAAGAAAAAGGAACGCGCUAAGCCCAUCAAGGAGAUGAGGCUUGAAGAAGGAGACUUUGGUGAUCUUGAAGAACCUGACGACGACGAUGAUAUCGACGACGCCGAUGCAAGGAACGGUUCUGGAUUGCCAUUCCGCAAGAGCAGCCGGAACAUCAAUACCAGACGAACUUCCAUAAUCUCUUUGAGUUCGGAUUCAUCCGAUGACAUUGGAGACGAUGGACUUUCACCAGUUGAACGCCUUGGAGGGAUGGAUGCAUUGCACCUGCGCCAACGCAUGUUGGCUUUCCUUUCUGUUAUUGCGGAAAGGCUUCCGACACACGUUACUUCUCGCGCGCAGCUUUUCGAUUCAUAUACCGAACAUUUACGCCCUUUGCCUGCCUCGAUGUUCGGCGUCUUGAUUCGCACCUCGAUGCUUCCUGUACCUGCUCAAUGUGUUCUAGCCGCCAACACACUCCUUCCGCUACUACCUCACUCACCUCCUCAUUACGGUAUUGUACCGCCAUCCCAAGCUGAAUGGGCUGAGCAUUUCCUACCUUACGCGGCCAAUACGCAUAGUUUUGCAGACAACGCAAAGGUCAGCAUCCUGCUCCAACAAGUAGUGCAGAUAACUCUACCGGAAAUGAAAUGGAACAGAAACUGGGUUGAGCAAGCUCUCAAGGGCAUUCGCGCCAGAAAGAAGAAAGCCCGCGGUCUAAACAAGUCUGGUGGUGGCGGUUUACGGUCAGCUGAGAUAGUGGCGGAGAAGGUCUUCCAGGAAAGCGAGCAGCUCUUACUGCUGCUUGUGCAGAUGGUUGAAGACGGCAAGUACAAUGCGUUCGUCGUCAAGACCUGA